Lachancea sp. 'fantastica' is the source of this 1326-nucleotide messenger RNA. NCBI's taxonomy places the organism in Eukaryota, Fungi, Ascomycota, Saccharomycetes, Saccharomycetales, Saccharomycetaceae. The record is from the annotation of a GenBank genome assembly.
AUGUCUGCUCGUUUUGUCUCGAGCGGUGUAUUCUCAAGAUCGCCAAAUUUCUUUCUAAGGAACAGUCGUUUUCCUCUGAAAUCCGGUUUUAACCCUGCAAAAAUCAUCUUGUACACAGCAACUCUUGUUGGUGGCAGUUUCGCGGGACUUUAUUUGAUCAAUUCCAGAUCAGCUAUCCAUGAGUAUCUCUUUUGUCCUAUCUUGAGAUUGCUCACUCCAGACCCGGAACAAGGACAUAAGAUUGGCAUUUUUCUUCUGAAAUGGGGGCUAACUCCAAAACUGUUGUUCGACCAUGACGAUCCCGUUUUGCAAGUGAAUGUUUUCAACAAGAAUCUUUCGAAUCCAGUCGGCUGCGCUGCGGGACUCGACAAAAACGGUGAUGCCAUCGAUGGCAUCUUACAAGGUGGAUUUGCAUAUCAUGAAAUCGGGUCAAUUACUCCACUUCCUCAACCAGGCAAUCCUAAACCAAGAUUUUUCCGUUUGCCCCAGGAUGACGCUGUGAUUAAUCGUUAUGGUUUCAAUUCCGACGGCCACGACAGCGUUUUUUCCACUGUUGCUGAGCGCGUCAACAAGUACCUAUUUUCUUAUUUCUCUAAAGACAGCAAAAUUAACAAUCUGUCGUUGCACCAAGGCAAAUUGCUUGGAAUCAACUUGGGCAAAAACAAAACUGGCGAUGAAGUAACGGAUUAUCUCAAGGGUGUUGAGAAAUUCCAUUCUCUUGCUGAUGUCCUAGUCAUCAACGUUUCAUCGCCUAACACUCCAGGUCUGAGAGAUUUGCAGAGUGAAUCGAAACUCACUGACCUGUUAAGUCAGGUAGUGGAUAAGAGAAACUCGCUUGUGAAUUCAGGCAAUUCGCUCGGUGCAAAAGUGCAUAAACCACCUAUUCUGGUGAAGAUCGCUCCUGAUUUGACAGAACCCGAACUCCAGUCUAUUGCAGAAGCCUCGAAAAAGUCUAAGGUAGAUGGUAUCAUCGUGUCGAAUACAACAAUUCAAAGACCAAGCUCUCUCAUUACCAGAGAUGAAGAUCUGGAAUCACAAGUUGGUGGCUUGUCUGGUAAGCCUUUGAAAGAGUUUUCCUUGAAAGCUUUGAGAACCGUUUACAAAUAUACCAAAAACUCUGACCUUAUUUUGGUAGGGUGUGGAGGUAUCUCCUCUGCUCAAGACGCUUUGGAGUUUGGUAAAGCCGGUGCGACGUUUGUACAGCUUUACACUUCCUAUGCUUACAAGGGACCUGGUGUUGUCGCUAAGAUUAAAGAUGACCUCACAGAAGAAUUGAAGAAGGAAGGUAAAACCUGGAUGCAGAUCAUCGGGGAGGACAGUAAAUAA